CCCAGAAUCCCUUGGGAGAAACCAGGGCAACUAAACUGUUUACAUUCUCAAGGGAGAAGCCAAAGCCUUAGUUACCAAACGCAGAGGGAGAUGAACCAGGCACAAACUCUGCUGCUUGACGGUCUCAUCAAGACAAAGCAUGUAGAAAAAGCCGCCCUCAUCAGAAUUGCCGACAUGAAUGUGAUGGCAGCAACUCCAGGCUUCAAUAUUCAAAACUGGGCCUUAAUCUUCGUCCAAGCCUUCUUCAACAACCAGACCCAAAUACGGAAGGAAGGGCAGUACUUUAAUGACCGGUAUUACAAAUGCUACAGAGCCGAUGGCAACUCCAUCUACCUUAAAGUAAAAGGAGAUGGAGUGAUCAUAGUUAAAACAGGAAGCUUUAUCCUGGUUGGAACAUAUUGCCAAGGUAUGUACCCCAGUGUCUGCGUCGAGGCAGUGGAGAAACUAGCAGACUACCUGAGAGCGAAGGGGAACUGAAGAAAUGAAGGAAGAAAGAAAAGAGCAAGAGAACUUUCCACCCCAAAUUCUUGCUUGGCACAACCAGGAAAAGAAAUGUCCCUUUUUGAACAACACAUUGGGUUCCCUGCAGGUCAGGCUCAAUGGAUAUGUCCUUUGGAUGCACAGAGGAGGAUACCCAGCAUCAUCAUUAAACACUUUCAAAGUAUAGACAAGCAUCUUGAUGUAGACUUGAAUUACUAUAAGCCUAUUUCCAGAGAAGGAUAUAGCAGGCAAGCAUGGAUGAAGACGGGGACCAUCUCCUUGCUAUUAACCUACAAUGAAAGGAAAUCGGCUGAAGUUGGCAGAGCUGUUACCACGGCAACCACAGGUGAUAAGGCUCAGCUUCCCUUGUUGAGGAAAAGGACCACCAGGUUGCCAAGGCAAUGGACCACUGGGCCUCCAUGGAGAAUUUUCUGUCAGAGCCAGCUCUACCGUUGGACAGAGUAAGGCAACAGGUUGAAAAGGCUGCAAACCAUUGUUUUCUUGGUUUUAUUCUCAAGAAGAGGCAAUUCUGGGAUUUUUGCUUUUGCCUCAGUUACAACUUGGAUUGCUUUUGGUCCCCUGCACCUGAACUUGGAUGCUAGAAAGAUCUGCAUUUCCUGCCAGACAUAAUGUUUUCCAUCAAAUCUUGGGUGCACAUCGUCUUUGCCAUGCCCAGUAAUAAACAGUGCAGCCUUUUUUCAAGCUGAAGAUUGUAACCGGCCACAGACUGGCACGCCAGGGUUGGGCCACUUUGAAAGCAGACGGGUCCCAACACAAAGGAGUGGGUGAGCAAGGAAUGGUUUUAAAUUAGAGUUAAUGUUCAUUUGUAAAUGUUCAAUAAACAUGGUAAAUGGUA
Molecule: messenger RNA, 1336 nt
Organism: Thamnophis sirtalis
Lineage: Eukaryota; Metazoa; Chordata; Lepidosauria; Squamata; Natricidae
Gene: PFN4
Product: profilin family member 4
Cellular component (GO): cell cortex
Molecular function (GO): actin monomer binding
Source: RefSeq, a predicted model, not a curated record